AUGUAUGGCUGGGCAGAUUCGACUGCGAUCGAGGUUCUAUGUCAUACAGAGCAGUGCGUAGUUUGUGGUGAUUUGGCCGACGGAUUCCAUUAUGGCGUGCGUUCCUGCAGAGGUUGUAAUGCAUUUUUUCGACGAGCCGUUACGUUUGGCAUGCAGUUUUCUUGUCGAAGAGGCGGACGAUGUCCUGUCGAUAAAAAUGCUCGUUGUGCCUGCCGCGCUUGUCGCCUAGCAAAGUGUUUCGCAGUGGGUAUGGACAAAAAAGCCGUACAACCGAAACGCGAAGGGACAAAUGGCAAUGGCAUUCAAAGUCAAGAUAAUUCAUUCGACCAAAACGAUAGUGAAUUGGAAAAUCGAAGGACAUCACCAUACUUCGACAGCGUUCAACUCACAUCACCAGAGUCGACGUAUAGCAUAAACCACUCUAUAUAUGCUCAAUUGACGGAUUACACGCCGCUACGAUCUCCUUCGCCACCACCAGAAUGCCCGUUUUUGUUAAGGCUGUGUUACGAAUUCUCAGAAGUAAAACGACGAAGGAAAUGUAUGCUCUGUAAAUCUCUCGAAGAAAUACUUACGGAGGAUUGUUCAAUAAGGGAUCCAGCGACUGCCGAAGAUUUCACCGUGGUUUUUCAGACGCAGAUGAUAUUAAUGUUCGAAUGGGUUGAAAAGCUUCCAGAGUUCAAAAUGAUUCAUGACCCUUUAGACAAAACAAAACUUCUGAGAGCAUUUGCGCUAAGAUAUAUGUUGCUAGACAACGUUUAUCACACAUAUGAGCUGGGAUAUAAUGAUAGACUCGUGUUUGUAAAUAAUAACUACAUUAUUCCUGGUCAACCAUCUUCUAAUUUCAACUCGUGCGAAGUCGUUAACGAAAUGGAAAUCUGCGCUUUAAUGUUUGGAGCCCCAAUGCAAACGCUUGUGAGUGAACUUGUUUCAAUUAUCCAUGGGCGAAAUAUUACAAUUGGCGAAAUCAUGACAGUUCGCCGAUUGAUGCUUUGGAAUCCCGGAAGCAUCGGUUUAUCUAGUAAUGCGCAGGCCAUUGCUAGCCAAGCAUCAAAUAAUGCAAUGAAAGAGCUGCAACAAUAUCUUGAGCAAGAGGGGAUUGAACAGAGCGAGCAGCGCUUGGAGUUUCUCUUGCUUUAUAUUCCUGCACUAACAAAACAUACAAAAACUAUGUACGAAAUUGUUCGAUUAAUACCGUCGUUUGGAAAAAUGAGCGAAUGGAACUCUUUCAUGGAUGAUGUGCUUCGAGGAGUGUGA
This is a messenger RNA of Caenorhabditis bovis, 1254 nucleotides long. Lineage: Eukaryota; Metazoa; Nematoda; Chromadorea; Rhabditida; Rhabditidae. The record is from the annotation of a GenBank genome assembly.